This is a messenger RNA of Passer domesticus (house sparrow), 9384 nucleotides long. RefSeq lists its product as uncharacterized. Bases 1 to 771 code for a protein of 256 amino acids. The record is from RefSeq and is a predicted model, not a curated record. The transcript has 5 exons. Lineage: Eukaryota; Metazoa; Chordata; Aves; Passeriformes; Passeridae.
AUGCAUUUCAAAGAUAUAACCCCGGUGAGGCGGCUGCGCCCGCGCUGCCCUCACCGCGCUCCGGCUGUGCCGCGAUGCCAGCGGUCCGGCACUGCCACUGGGAAACCUGCCGGGAAGAACACUGGGAAUGUUUUGGUAUUUUCCCCGAGGGCUGGCAGAACUGCUCGCUGUCAGCCGACAGACACCGGCCGUGACCGUGCCCUGUGCGGGGCGGCGGCCGGUUCGGAGCUGCACAAGGCGGCCUGCGCUGCCUCCCGGGGCCAGCCGUCAGCGCUUGGCGCUGCGGGAUCACCGCGGGCGGCAGUGCCGUCUCCGCUCGCCGCCAGGCAGCCGGGAACGUCGCCAGGAUCGGCGGCCGUGAUCCGGCAUCCCGCAUCCCGUCCCGUGUAUCCCGUGUAUCCCGUGUAUCCCGUGUAUCCCGUGUAUCCCGCAUAUCCCGCUCUCCUCAUCCCGCAUCCCGCCCGCACCGCGCGCUGCGGGGCUCGGCAGCGCCGCCCAGCGGCCGCUCCGUCCCGCGGGAGGCGGGCGGGGCUCCCUCAGGCCGCGCCGCCAUGUUGGUGCUGCUUUUGCCGCUGCCUUGCGGUGUUGAGGUGUUGGUCUGUGCCCAACCAGCACCGUACUGUGCUAAGGAAUGGCCUCAGCCCCUGUAAAAACCGGGUGCUGGAUGCUGUUGAAGUGCCAUCGCGCAUAGAUUCUGUGCAGCCCAAUCACAGUGUCUGCCUCAGGUCAUACCAAAGCCCCUGCAACGCCUCAGUUCAAAAGUUAAAAUAGCUUGAUGCAGCAAGGAAGCAAACUUCUGAGAUCUAGAAAGACAGCCUGGAUGAAAGGUGGCUUCCUGGCAUAUUGAAAACUUUCAAAGGAUGAAAUGGAUUGGUUUGGCAGAUCCAAAGAGCCUGAAUUAAUCCCCUGGUUAGAGCAUCUGAACACUGCUGAUGUGGAACAGCACAGCCAGCACUGUAAAGCAAAUAAUUUUGUUUCUACGUGAGUGUGAACCUCCUGGACUUCAGUGAGUGCCUGUGACCAUGGCGAGCUGUGGCAGUGGAAGCCCUUUGCAGCACAAUGUCUGAUCAACUUGAUGCUGAGAACAGCUGCUAGAGUGGGUGAGCUACUUCCACUGGGGUUGCUGAUGUUGCUGAAAUUGGUGCAGGGUAGAACUGGUGCAGUUUUUCCAAGCUCUGCAGUGUACAAGGCUCAAAGGUCAGACUGAGAGCACUGCUUUGCAGGACUGAGAACUCCAAAGAAACUUUCAGUCCUAUAUAGGAUUUAUUAAGCUCAUUAAAAUAACAGCCAGUCCUAGAUGAGCCACAGCUUUACUUACUCUCUGUUGUGGCUCUUGAAACUCAGAGUGUGAUUCCCUCACACAAUAGCAGUGAGAAGCCACAGAUCGAAAGCAGCUGCCACCAUGUUUGCAGAGGGGAACGUGCUCUGAGCACUCAGCAGUUUCUGUCCCACAAGUGCUGCAGCCACUGGUUUACCCCGUUCAGAGAUGUCUCUGUUUGAGUCACAGGUUCAAGUAACCUUCUCAGAAAUGAAGCCACAGACUAGUCACUUCAAAAGGAAAAAAAGCCUCAAAACUGCUGUAAACCAGCCGUGGUUCAUCCUCUGCCUCCCUCAGUUAGGCUGUAUCUGUCUCUGCAAAGCUGUACUGCACUACUGUAUAAUCAGAGGGGGAAUGAAAAGGUAGGUCUUGCUAUCAGUUCUUCUGUGAGAUCUAAGGCUUAUCACACAGCUCCUCUGCUAACCCUGAGGCUUACUUCUCAAGUACUUUCUAAAUCUUGAAUAAGUGAUAUAUCAACUGCUAAAUAUCUGUAGGCAAUCCCCAGAUAUCCCCUCAAUGCCUGAGAAAGUGUAUGUAUUUAAAUGUACAUCCAAAACAUACCUUGGUGAUUUCUCAGUACUAAACAACAUCCUCAGUGUCUAACCCAGCACUUGGAAAGAUCAACUGCCAUUACACUGCAACUUUUAAGAUGCUUGUUAUCGUGGAAUGGCUGCCUUUUGGUGGUAACAGGAGCAACAGCAGAUGGAUAUGAAGUAAGAAAGAUGUUUAGGAAAAGUUAUGUUAAAGCUGUUCUGAGCUCACAAAAUCCUAGAAUUAAUAAGGGAAUCUGGACAUCUUAGAAAAGUGUUACAUUAAAGCAGAAUUUAUUUCAGUUAACUAAAGGAAUUCUGCCUUGUAGUUUGGGGAUAAAAAAAACUUUAAAAAAUAUUGUCCUUGGUUUGUCAACUGUCUUUUGGGCACAUAUUUUCAAAUGGACUGUAGAAAAUCAAGGGUUGUGUAAGCUAAGAUAUACUAGCAAUGCAAACUGCAUAUCCAAAAUAAAAACUAUAUGUAAACUACAUCUCUUAUUGAUCAGUAAGCAAGACCUUUUUUUCUCUGUAAACUAAAUAGGCUACAAGAGUAGCAGUUAAUAGCAGGGGAGGAAAUUGCAUCAUUCAUGGUACAAAUAGAAGGUUUAGUUCAUGUUAAAAGGAGACCUGCCUUUCUUCUAAACAGAGCAGGUUGUCAGUGGUGUUUGACAUGAGUGGAUGAAGCACAAAAACUAACAGCAGCACAGUUGCAGAACAAUUUGAAUCACAGCCCACAGCAGCUUGUCAGUAAGUGGUCACCCUGUGCCGCUGCAAUACCUGAGAGGAACUCACUAGAAAUACUGAACGUGAUGUCCUGUCAGAAAGCCAAAGCAGAGCAUGGUCAGACAGUGCAGGAAAAAGAUCUGUCAUCCUUCGUGGUGCCCACGACAAAGCUGGGGAGAUGCUAUUCAGCUGGGAGAAAGAACAGUAUUCCAUCAAUUCUGGCAAUUUCUUAAUGCUUCCUGAGGCAGCAAGAGGCAGCUCAUAGGAGAUUAUCAACUACAACUGGUAGUCCACAUGUUGAGCCAUGCUGCUCCUCAACGAAAGCACGUUCUCAGUGUAACAAAAGAUUGAUGAGAAUAAUAAUGCAAAGCUUGGGAUGUGUACAAUGAAAAAAAAAAGGGGUGUCUUCCUUGGAGUUUGUAAUUUUUAUUAUCUUGAUCCAUUUGAUAAAUGCCACACAAGCCUUAGUCAGCAGGGAGAGAUGACAAGGCCACCUUGGCAUUCCUGCUUUAACCCAUCACCUGAUGCAAUGCACAGGAAAGGCAAUGCAAGUCAUUUACUGCUGGUGAAAAGUCUCCUUCCAAUGGCCUCCAAAUGCUGAGUGAGGACAGGGGAGGAGCACAGCUCUCUGAUGCUCCUGAGUUCCACCAGGCCACACAGGCAGCCUGCUCACUGUGUAUUCUGAUGGUGUAUUUACACUUCAGCUUCCCUAAAAGCACUAACACAUCAGCACUAACACAUCACUGUUGUGUACAGAAUGCUGCAGAAGGCCCGAAACCAGCAAAAAGUAGAGGAAGGAGCUGAUCCAAAUCAUGGAUGGGCUCUGAAGGUGUUGCUCAGCACAUUGAUACUCAAAUAUUUUCCUCUGAGAGACCCACAUUUCCCACGGUUAAUUGAUGAUCACCAUUCUUGACACCAAGGGGCAAAUAAAAUGCAGCACUGGGAAGGCCAUAAAAGCUGGCCAAGGGUCUCAUCCUUUUCCUUUUCUUGAGAAAUCCGAGAGUUUCUUUGUGUGUAGGGUGGAAGAGAAGCUAUUUCAUUGGUAUAUGUUAAAACAGAUUAUCAACCACAACUUUUUCUGGUGUUUCUGUUACACCUUCUGUGUACCAUCAGUGCACAGAUGAUUAGGGCUUCUACUGCACAUAAGAUAUUAACAAACCAUAAAGUUAAGUUAGAGGAAAAUUCAGUCUUAUUGAAUUUUGCUACCUGAACUGCCUGUCUAUUUAAUUACCUAUUUCACACUGGUUUUAUACACAAAGACAGAGAAGUGGUCAUUUUGCACUUCCACUGUAAAAAAUGAAAGAAACAAAAUACCCUAAAACCCACACACAAAAACACACGCCCAGAAAUAAUUUCUUUUUUAUUUUUAUUGCUUCUUUCAGUUUCCUGUCACUUUUAUCACUGUUUCAUACCAUGCAUUUUGCUGACUGUACAAACACAGCAUACUGCAGUGAUGUAUUAAUCUGCAGCAAACAGUAGCAUAAGGUCUGUAAUAGUGACCACACGAAUAGAACACUGUCAAGUUCUUCAUCAUCUCCACCAUGUCCUUUUCUGACUGUUGUAGUACAGUACAUUGGUUCUGACUUGUCAGCACAGUACAAAAUGAUGAACCAGUGCUAAUAUUUACUGGACACAAGUUUUUUCUCAACUUUCCCAAUUUUCAGAUUGUGGAAAGCUUGAGUUUAUGCCCCUGGACUCUAUUACAGACUCUUGCUUCCAGUUACUGCAGACAAAUCACAAAGUUCUUGCCCCUCCUCAGCCAGUAUUUAUCAUUUCUUCAAGAACUUUCAGGUUAUUUCUCCUGGAAUCAUGUGAAGUCAUUUUUGAACAUAAAUGCAGUUUUCCCUCUAAUUCCUGGUAUUUAAUUUGGGAUCUAAAAUUUCCCUCCUCCUCCCUGUAUAGCUUUCAAUAUGAGUCACAUUCCUAUUUCAUUUGAAACUUUGCUAUGUUGCACCAUUGCUGAACCCAAGUUUCCUACUUCCCCUGCUUAUGUAGAGAUAAAUUCAGUCACUUCCCAUCAACGAAGGUCUUCCCGUGCUGUGUCAUCCUAAAUUCAUGCAUUCCCAUUUGCACUGCAGUCUGCUAUUCCUCCCUUACAUUAAUCACCAAAACACUUUGUGAUCAACAUCUUUGCAGUUUCUCUCAGAACCCAUUUACAAGCCCUGUAAGCAUUACUGUGCCUUUUCCUUCCAUGUGAACCCAGCAUUUCUCCAGCACCUUUCCUGUCAGAUUUCCUAUGCUAAAAUACCUGAACCUUAUCACAAAAGAUUUCUGGAAGACAAAUUCAUUAGGUGCAUUAAUGUAAUUUCAUAUUAUGCAAAAUUGUCCCUUCCCCAAAAAAUGAAAAAUAUGAGAGCAAAUUCCAACUGUGUAACAUUUAAAGGCAAGUCCAUUAGCAGAGUCAAACAAAUGUUACAAAGUAGUCUGCAAAAAAAUUAUGCAAUGUCACACUUUAUUUUAAGAUCUCUCACAUUACUAAGAAUAAUAAGAUACAUGAGCAACGCUCUUUCCUUUGUUGCAGUGACUGCCAAGUGAUGUCACAGAAAAGUUCAUUGUAUAUGUGUGAAAGAAUUUGACAGGUCAGGCUGGUCAGUUAGAAAUGAGACUGUUUAUAUGUCAGUAUAUUAAUAAUCACCAUUUCUGGAAAAAACCAAACCCCCAGAAACAGAAUAGCCACUUGAUGGGUUUGUUGAAAGUUAAUUAAAAGUUAGUGGCUUUUUGAUGUAUAUUCAGGUAAGGCAGCCUGACAAUUCUGUACAGUAUUAAGGAAGUCUAUGAAUCUGAUCCAAAACCAUAAAUGUGGGAAAGCUGUGGAUAAACCCUUUUAGAUGCUGAAAUGCUUUUCUCAUAGGAGAAACCUUGUUUUGUUCAUCAGAAACAUAUUAUUCCAUUAAUGUAACUUUCCAGUAACAUUGACUCAAUCAUUUGCCUCAUGCCAUGCAUUUACUGGAAUGUUUUCUAGUUUAUCUUUAACCCCUUAGGUCCAGUUAUUAAGCAGAGCUACACAAGGAGCCAAAACUUCAUUUUUAUUACAAAAGUUUGAUUCAAUAUUACUUUAUUACCUCCUUUCUUCUUCUACUCUUUUGUUGUCUUGUACCACACACUGCAACUUGUUAGAAGUCUGGAAUAGGCUGCCCUGGGCAGUGGAGGAAUCAGCAUCCUUGGAGGUGUUCAAAAGGUACUUGGGGUCACAACUUAGAGGUGAAGAUGGUGCUGCUGGGUUAAUGGUUGGACUCAAUGGUCUCAGAACACUUUUCCAAACUUAAUGAUUCUGUGAUUCUAAAUCUAGACUGUGAGGGCUCUAAAGCAGAAACCAAACCCACUAUUCAGUUUUGUCUUUUGCUUUGCAAAGAUAUUAAUUCACAAGGGUUAGGGAUUACAAUACUGGGAUUCAGCUUGUAAGGCUUGUGUGUUUGUGAUCUCUGCAGACCAUAUCAACACCUUAGUCAAUAACUAUGUUUGUUUAAUGACUGUAGUAAGUACAAAACUAAGAACUGCCAUACGAGGUCAGACUAAAGGUCCACUUAGCUCAACGUGUUGUAUAUUCAAACAGAAAUUAGUAUUGGAUGCUUAGGAAACAGCAUCUAUGGAAUAAGUGCUGCCCUUGCUCUGCCCUCACAGUUUCUCAUGAUAAGCAGUUUAAAGAUUGGUUUGUGCUGAAAAGUAUAAAGGGAUCAAUCUGCCAAGAACCUGUUUUACCAUUCUUUGAAACCUUUCACAAUUCCGAUUUUCACAACAUCCCAUGGCAAAGAGUUCCAAGAUUUAAAUACUUUAAAGUAUUUCCCUUGUCUCCAUCACUUACCUAAUUAUUUCCUUUGCCGCAUAUUUUUUCUUGCACAAUGAGAAAUAGCAUUCAUCUCUGACUUAACUGAACAUCCCCCAUCUGUCUUUUCUACACCAUUCAAUCACUUUACCCAGCCCGAAAAUUUUCAUAAGGUGUCAUUUCAGUGACAGCCACUCCAUCCCCUGCAACACCCUGAUGGUCCUUCUCUGCAUCACUUCCAGUUCUGUGUCUCCUGGCACUACUGCUCUACUGCAGAGGUAGAAGCACCAUGUUCCCCAGGGACACAAGGAUGAACAUCUUCUCUUUUAUUCUCAAUUGCUUUUUUAAUAACAUACAAACUUCUGUUUGCCAGAAGUCUGGUCCCAUGGACGGGACACCCAUUAGGAGCCGAAACACAUUUUCUGCUUUGGUUUCAUUGGAAGGGAGUGCAGCUCUCCACGACAGUGCUGUGAUGCAAGCAGAGGGAUCACAGGGAGAUUCACUUCAAAAGCAUGCACGUGAUCCAAGUUAAAAUACUAACAUGGACAUGCCCAGAAACCUUCCACGAUGACUCCAAGAUUUCUCCAGAAUAGUAACAUGUUCUUCAGGGCUCAUUUUUAUGCAUGUAUAGUCAGGAUUAUUUUUCCUUUGAUCAUUAGCUUGCAUUUGUAAGCAUUGAAUUUCAGUUGCUGUCAUUCAGCUCUUCACUGCCAACUUUUGUCUUGACAAUUACAAUAAUAAUAAUAAUCUAUAAAUUAUCAGGAGUAAACGUGAUUAUUUUCAAGUAAUUGAUGGCUCUGUUUUACAACACAGGUCCCAUUACCAGUGUCUGAAACCUCUAUUCAAGGACACCUCUCUGUAAACCAGGUGGUCUAAGAGAUGACCUAACCUUCUGAACCACAGUUUGGUUUUGUUACCAGCUGCUCCUAUGGGAUCUUACAAAAAAGUUUUUUGAAAAACCCUUUACACCAGCCCUUUACACCAUUCUUCUCUAAAUAUUGACCCUAAGAUCUGUGAGAUGGCCUAUAAAAUGUUAACUCUUGUCCAAACCAAGACAUGUUCACAUGUAUCUGCUAAUUCUAUUUCUUUUGACAGGUGAUACUAAUCUGUAUGCAAUGGUGCUCAGACUCAGCGCUGCGUACUCCCUUAUAUUCCUUCUUAAUCCAUUUGGUAUGAGCACAUAUAAGUGAUUAAUAUAAGAUGAUUUCACCAAACCCCAACAAAAUCUAAAUAAAUUCACUGAAGAACCUGAAGGAAGAAAAUAUCCUCAUUGCUUCUGAUUUGCUCCUCUGAAGGAAUGGGGUGCAAAUUUUGUGGGUAUUCUAUGAGACAUCUAGGAAAGCUCAAGUAGGGGAAUUGCCAUUUUCAGACAGAAGUAUCUUUCUGACAGAUGUUUUAAAUGGUUUUAUUUUAGUGUUGUGUUGUAGUCUCCUGCUCAUACUACCCUUUACCAUUUUGCAAGAGUCAGCCUAAUUCCUCUUUUUAGAGAGGCAUGAGAAGAAUCCUUCUUUUCUACACAGGUCAAUCAUAUCAAUUUCUUGUGAAAGUCCUUAGAGAUCUAAUAGAUUUGCAGCAAUAUUUCAUAUCAGGACUCAUAAUGAGGUAGUAUUGAAAUAGUAUUGUAAUCUACAUUUGCUCUGUGUAAUAGAAGAAAACAGACUCAAGUGUAUUUCCUUUUAGUGUUACAAUAUUACCAAUGUAAAGUUUUAGUAGUAAACAAAGAGUGUGGCAUUGAAAUUCAAGAGGCAGAAAGGAUGAAUUUCCUUUUGUCAAAACCAAAAUAUUUGCAUUUGCAUGAAUGUACAUUAUAAACAUUUGACUUUAAUUAUAUUGUUCUAACAGUUUGAAUACAAGAAACAGUUAACUAUUUAAUAUUUUUUUGCCAGUAUCAGGAUGCCAGUGCCAUAAAAUGUGCUGCAAAAAUGAUCUGAAAAAUAUAUGGAUAAGAAGGAACAACAAAAAGGGAUUGCACUGAUGAAAAUGUACAAAGCCAAGAAACUGUACUAAUGCUAGAAGUCAAAUGAAUGGACAAAGAAAUGCUAUUUACAACAUUGCUGGCCAUCACAAUCACUCCAUUGAUUAAAAAAAAUAAUUAGCCCAUUUCCUUCAAUAUUACACCACAUUUAAAUUUUGCCAUUAUUUGAGCUGUCUCUCUCAAAAUAUUUUAACUUCCAGAAGCAAUUACUAAGCAAUGAGUUUAUUGCUGGAUUUUAAUAUUCAAUCAAAGACCAGCCCAAAAUAAAGCAGUGUAUUUGUCAUUCAGGAGGUAUUACAAAAAAUGAUGCAAUUUUAAUCUUUGGAUAGUCAUGGGCACUGAACCUGGACACUGAAGGGAAGGAAGCCUGUUCAGUUCAGUGGCUUUGGUGGCACCUUCACUUCAUAUGUUCAGGUUUUUAAGAGUGACAAGGGUGUAUUUCAGUGUCCCUCCCAAGCAGCAGCACACUUAAGACUUAUACCUUGAAGCAAGCUACACUUCAGCCAGAUAAAACACUUUAUCAAGAUUGUAACAAGAAAUUAAUUGGCUUUGGGUGUCCCAAAAUAUUCUCAGCAGUUUACAGUGUAAUGAGGAAGUUGGGCUUGUGGUUACAGUGAUGAUGUAGGUAAACAAGACAGUCAUGGGCACUGCAAUGUUCCAUAUGCAGCUCUGAACUGGAAUUUCUUAUUAAGACAAUGAAUAUUGCCAGUUAUCCAGGUCUGCUUUUGAACCUUGCUUGGUAACUUUAAUUUAGAGAAGUCCCAUGACGUGGGCAGAGGGGACCUCUGCUUAACUCUUUGUUACCAUCUUUAUACUUCAAUCUAUACCUCAGAUGAUUGCCCAGUUUAGGACUGAGGAAUGCAGUCUGCACUGCAAAUCACACCACAUUUGGAACAGAGUCCUGAAAACUUUCAUCAGGCAACAAAAUUUCUGGAUUUCUACCUACUGAAGUUAAUACUGCUCUGAGGUUACUUGAUUUUGAGGACAGUUGUCUUCUAAACACUGAUUUUGACAACAGAUCAGUGAUAAUGUAUUGAUAAAUAGCUGACUGCCCAAAAUAGUUGUUAGUAAAGCU